Messenger RNA from Haemonchus placei, 1296 nucleotides. NCBI's taxonomy places the organism in Eukaryota, Metazoa, Nematoda, Chromadorea, Rhabditida, Trichostrongylidae. The record is from the annotation of a GenBank genome assembly.
AUGGAGCUGGUCGUUUGCCAUCUGCUGAUCACUGCUCUCGCUCUCACAUCUGCAUUCCAAACUAAGUUGAUAGCAACUUCCAAAGUCCUCCUCGAUGAGAUUAUCAAUGGACAUGACGAUUCUUUGAAAUGGUUGGCUGAAUUAUGUGAUGACUUUGGACCACGAAAAACGGGUUCCGACUCCUUGGAAAAUGCAAUCGAUUGGGUAAUGGAAUCAUUGCAAGCAAGUGGUUUUGAAGUCCAUUCCGAGCCCGUUCCUGGAUUGCCCAAUUGGACCCGUGGUGACGACUCGGCAUAUAUCACAGAGCCACGACAGCACAAACUCAACAUAUUGGCCAUUGAUGGGUCUCCUCCUGGCCUAGUUGAAGGUGAAGUUGUUGUAAUACGGGAAAUAGAAGAGUUGAAGAACAAAAAAGUCAAAGGGAAGAUCGUCGUCACUGCUCAGAAUUGGACCAGCUAUGGCAAUGCAGUGAAAUACCGACAUCUUGCUAAAGAGGUAGCGAAGCGAGGAGGGCUGGCAUUACUGGCGAAGUCAGCUGCACCGAUGUCUCUAUACACAGCUCAUACGGGAGCAGGAGCUCGAGGUUCCCCCAUUCCGGCGGCUUGUUUGACCAUUGAAGAAGCAGAAAUGAUUUCAAGGUGGUAUGAUAGGAAAAAGAAAGUGACAGUCAGGCUAAAUAUUACAUCCGCCGAGUCUCCGGAAAAAGUCAUGAGUCGCAAUGUCGUAUUCGAAAUAAGAGGUUCUUCCCACCCUGAUGAAAUCGUGCUCCUGUCCGCCCAUAUUGAUUCCUGGGAUGUUGGGCAGGGUGCUCUAGAUGACGGUGGUGGCAUGGCAGCCAUGAGAGCUGCAAUGUUGGCCAUCAAACGGCUUUCCCAAGUCAAUCUUGAUUUCAAACCGAAAAGAACUAUACGAGGGAUAUUCUGGACGGCCGAGGAACAAGGAACUCUUGGAUCCUCCCACUACUUUCACGACCAUUCAAACGGAAAUGAACGUUUCGUGUUCGCAUCGGAGAGUGAUCAAGGAGCAUUCCGACCAUGUAAUUAUCGAUCUAGACUACGGUACCAAGGCGACAGACGACAUAAGUCGUUGAUUGAGCAAAUAGUUUUGUUGAUGAAUGCAAACGGAGUUCCGCUACGAGUUCAGAAUAGCAAUGAUCAGGUAAGAAACGACUACUAUUUCAACUUCCACCACUCCAAUGCUGAUUACGUGUCAAUAUUCAAAGAAGAUGAUAUCAAGUACACGGCUGCCAUAUUCGCCGUCUUAGCCCACAACAUUGCCAAUAUGGAAGAAUGGUAG